CUGUGCACUUUCAUUCAUCGAUUUUACUCGCAGGUGGUCAAUGGUACAUUGACGAAGAGGGUGCACCUGUGGUGUCUGUAUCCACACGACAAAGACUCACUCUUUGACAAGCUCCUUGGAUACCCCGUGAAAGUGCCCUCAGUCAAGAUCAGGAAACUGGGAUAUGGGAAGGAGUUCAAAGGCCUCUUCAUCGAGUGGGCCUUUGAGCAUUUUGAGUGGAAGCAUCCGACGCCAAUGAACAAGAUAUUGGCAGACAACAGAAUGCCUCACCCCCUCUAUCCAGACAUCUAUGUCGACCCGAUCAACGGUUUUCCAAAAGACAAAGAUGCAUACCCCCUAAGCAUUCCUGUCCUUGAUCUUCCUCUGUACAAGCACUUGGACAGAGAAUUGAAGACCAGGUCUCACAAGCUCUUCAUCCUGGAUUGCUUCAGCUUCCUCAGAAGAAACCCUGAGAGGGAGGCCAAAAUCCCUCUUGCUGUUCGCACGCAAUUUGUCUGUGAUGCCAACGAGACCUGGCUGUAUCUGGAAGCUGCCCUUUUCACACUGCAAUCCACCAACAGGUACCAGGUGCAAGAGUAUGUCCGGGGAACUGUGAGCUGGCUGAAGGGGCACAUUGUGACCAUUGCUUUCCCUGUUUCUGGAACUAACUUUGGGUUUGGCUGGGACCUGGAGACCCUUAGUGCAAUAACCGGAAUGCCUGCUCCUCUGGUUGGCCUUCUACAAGUGGGAGCUGUCACACCUCUUUCCAGUGGACAAGGGACUGUGACGCUUUCCACGUCUGAUGCAGUCACAGAAUAUGACGAAGAACCAAACGAUGUGAAAAAAUACAAGCCACAAGCUAAGUGGUUCAACCUUUGCAUACACUUUGCCAAAGCCAAAACCAUGAUUCAUGCUCGGCUGGCUGUAGACGGAACGCAGCAAAGGAAGUUCACCAGGAACAAGUCUCAGCUUGACUGCGAAUACAUAGAAACCACUGGAGAAAAGGCAGACCCUGAAGGAAUCCCUUCAAAGGCCUCUUGUGGCAUUCUGUGA
Messenger RNA from Halichondria panicea, 1032 nucleotides. RefSeq lists its product as uncharacterized. The record is from RefSeq and is a predicted model, not a curated record. The transcript has a single exon. Lineage: Eukaryota; Metazoa; Porifera; Demospongiae; Suberitida; Halichondriidae. The coding region runs from base 235 to 1032 and encodes 265 amino acids.